Messenger RNA from Ictalurus punctatus (channel catfish), 1803 nucleotides. It is a transcript of the gene aamp, whose product is annotated as angio-associated, migratory cell protein. NCBI's taxonomy places the organism in Eukaryota, Metazoa, Chordata, Actinopteri, Siluriformes, Ictaluridae. The coding region runs from base 255 to 1502 and encodes 415 amino acids. The record is from RefSeq and is a predicted model, not a curated record. Gene Ontology annotation, molecular function: protein binding. The transcript has 11 exons. Gene Ontology annotation, cellular component: cytosol.
GUUUCAGCUAACACGUGAAUUUGGGCAUUUGUAGUGGAUUUUUUACUACGCGUUACAUUUCACGAUUUUUCUUUUUUCGUGAGACGUUAUAACUUACAUUUGGUCAAAUGCGUGUACGUGGUUUGAGCUUUCAGUCUUACGAGACGCUUUUUAUCGACCGCUUUCUUGUACUAUAGUGUCCUAGCAAAGGCAAGUCACCACGCUAGUUUAGUGUAGUUUAGUUUAGUUUAGUUGCUGGACAGCAUCGUACCCAUAUGGAGAAUUAUGAAGAAGAAACAGUGCAGCUUCAUGGUGACGAGGAAAUCAUUGAAGUUAUUGAUUUGAAUGGCACAGAACAGACAACCACAGAUGAUCUUGCAGAGGAAUUGGAAGAUGUGGAUUUUGCCGACGCUGAAGGAACUGCAGAUGAUGAAGGCUGGGAGACAGAGGAUGAGAUGGAUGCAGAACAGGAUGACAGUGAUCUCACGUUCAUCAAACAUACCGGUUCCGUUUUCUGCGUCAGUUUGGACCUAGUAACAAACAACCUGGCCAUCACAGGUGGUGAGGACGACAAAGCUUAUGUAUGGAACAUCCUUGAUGGAGAGGUGUUGUUUGAGUGUACAGGUCAUAAGGACUCGGUCACAUGUGCAACAUUCAGCCAUGACUCAACACUGGUGGCAUCUGGGGACAUGAGUGGUCUGAUUAAAGUGUGGAAAGUUGAAGCCAAAGAGGAGAUCUGGUCUUUUGAAGUAGGAGAUCUGGAGUGGCUGCAGUGGCACCCCUGUGCGCCCGUGUUGCUUGCAGGUACUGCUGAUGGCAAUAUGUGGAUGUGGAAGAUACCAAGUGGCGAAUGUAAGACCUUCCAGGGACCCAACUGUCAGGCAACAAGUGGAAAAAUCCUUCCUGAUGGAAAAAGAGCAAUGGUGGGUUAUGAAGAUGGAACCCUGCGUCUGUGGGACCUUAAACAAGGCAACACUAUCCAUGUCAUUAAAGGUUAUGAUGGCCACCAGGGGCCACUGACAUCCAUGGAGUGCAACAAGGAUGGAACCCUGGUUCUCACAGGAUCAACUGAUGGACAGGCUAAACUCAUUAACACAUCAACAGGCAAGGUACUGGGUUCAUUCUCAGUUGAGAACAGUGAGGAGAAAAACAUGGAGGAGCAGGAUUCCAUCUCAGUGGAGUCUGUAGGAUUUUGUAAUGUGCUGCCCCUGAUUGCUGUGGCAUAUCUGGAUGGCACACUGGCCAUAUACGACUUGACCACACAGAGCCUUAGACACAGAUGUAAACAUGAGGUAGGGAUUGUCCAGCUUCAGUGGGAGCAGGCCUCGGCGGUGGUGGCUACCUGUAAUCUGGGUGGAGUUGUGACUCUGUGGGAUGCUCGCUCAGGAAACAUGCUGUCUGAAUACCGCGGUCACACAGCAGAGAUACUGGACUUCACACUAAACCGAGACGCUUCCAUGGCUGUGACAGCAGGUGGGGACCAUAAAGCCAAAGUCUUCUGUCUUCAGAGGCCUGAUCGAUAGGAGAAGACUGACUUUCCCCAUAGAGUGAAACUACCCAUUAGACUUCUUUUUUCUUCUUCUUUUCCACAUCCUCAGAGAAUGGUCAUGCCCUCUAAUGUUUUACUGACUCAAUCCAGCUGCUUCUCAGUUCUAUUUACACAAUUAACUGUAAUUUGGUGAUUACUCACAAACCUGUUUGAACUGACUGGCUUCAGAACCUCAAGAUAUCCUGACCGUUGUGAUUUUUAUUUUUGGAUGAGUCAUUACUUCAGUUAUGUGUAAUUGAAUAUCAUUGAGUGAAUAAAUCUGAACCUGCUGUUUA